Molecule: messenger RNA, 861 nt
Organism: Cyclospora cayetanensis
Lineage: Eukaryota; Apicomplexa; Conoidasida; Eucoccidiorida; Eimeriidae
Product: putative exosome complex component rrp40
Exons: 3
Coding region: 1-861 (286 amino acids)
Biological process (GO): exonucleolytic trimming to generate mature 3'-end of 5.8S rRNA from tricistronic rRNA transcript (SSU-rRNA, 5.8S rRNA, LSU-rRNA); TRAMP-dependent tRNA surveillance pathway; CUT catabolic process
Cellular component (GO): nuclear exosome (RNase complex); cytoplasmic exosome (RNase complex)
Molecular function (GO): RNA binding
Source: RefSeq, a predicted model, not a curated record
AUGAGCGCAGCGGAAGUUCCCGUAUUUCUUCCAGGGGACUUUUUCCCGCUGUUGCAACAAACUUCGGAAGGCACAACAGCGGAGGCGGCAUCUGCCGCUGCUGCCGCAGGGGCUGCUGCUGCAGCGGUCGCCCGCUCUUUCGACUGGAGCGCUGUGGUCGUACCCACAGCCUCCCACCAGCAGCAGCCCCAACAGCAGCAGCGCCAACAGCAAUUGGUGGAGGUGGUGGGUUCUGGAACCUGCGCCAAAGCAACAACUGCCUCCCUUCUCCUUCCCAGACAUGUGCUGCCCCCCCACGCCCCCACGUUCGUUUGCAUCAGCAGCAGUUGCCGAUACACGCCAAGGGUGGGAGACAUCCUCGUGGGCAUUGUCUCUUCCAAGGGCUCAGAAUACUAUGGCGUGAAUAUCCGCAGUGGCUCUCCGGCUCGCUUGGCAGCAGUCGGGGGAUUUGAGGGUGCCACGCGUCGCAGCCGGCCACAGCUGAGCAUCGGAUCUGUUUUGCUGCUUCGGCUAUCCCAUAUAUCGCCGCUGCUUGGGGCAGACGUGAGCUGUUGCAGCAGCAACUGCAGCAAGCCGUGGACUAGCAGUGAAAAACUCUUGGGCGAGCUGAGAGACGGGGUUGUUAUCGAGGUCCCCAUUCCAUUUGCGCAGAGUUUAUUAUCUCCGGACAGUUUAAUUUUGCAGCUGCUGGGUACCCGGCUGCCUUUUGAGAUUGCUGUGGGACUCAACGGCCGUGUAUGGAUUCGUGCUGCCUCACCAGCGUUCAGCAUGAGGGCAGCAAAUUGCAUCUUGGUUGCUGCUGCCGGAAAGCCCCCGGCCGUCAUGCAAGCUAUCGUAGACGCUCUGUUGCAGCGGCAAUAA